AUGGAGCAGCUGCAGUACCCAAACUGGUGGAACCAUCUCAGUGUCUUCUCACCACAGCAGGAAAUCCCAAUCCUCAUUUCGCUCACUGUCCAAGGGCUCAACAGUCGAUGGGCUAUCCGAGCUGCUGAGUGCCAGCCCGUACCACCGCAUGUCACUGCACCUACCCCCAGCUUCACAGGAGCAUCUGGCACAGAUCUGAUGGAGCUACUAAUCACUACAUCAUACGGCUUUCCCAAAACGGCACUACCCCACUUCACUUCCGGUAAAGAAUCAGACUUCACCCUUCUCAAGAUGUACUCUGGACAAUCUGCUCAGUUCACACGCUGA
This is a messenger RNA of Knipowitschia caucasica, 327 nucleotides long. Lineage: Eukaryota; Metazoa; Chordata; Actinopteri; Gobiiformes; Gobiidae. The record is from the annotation of a GenBank genome assembly.